Chanos chanos (milkfish) is the source of this 1153-nucleotide messenger RNA. It is a transcript of the gene commd8, whose product is annotated as COMM domain containing 8. The record is from RefSeq and is a predicted model, not a curated record. NCBI's taxonomy places the organism in Eukaryota, Metazoa, Chordata, Actinopteri, Gonorynchiformes, Chanidae. The transcript has 5 exons. The coding region runs from base 34 to 564 and encodes 176 amino acids.
UCGUACGGCGGAGAAAAGCGGAAUGAAAGAAAAAUGAUGAAGUUACUUGAAAAAUUAUCUCCUGCAGAAUGUCCAAAACUGCUACACAGAGUGGUGGAUGGCCUUUGUGGACGGGGUUAUCCACGGAGAACAGACUAUGGUGACAGAUGGAGCCUCUCAGAAUGGACGGAGCUUAUGAACGCACUCCCCUCCCUCUUCAGGCUGGCUAUUGGCAAGAAAUACUCAGAUCAGGAGAUCCAGGAAUUGCUGGCUGAUCUGGACUCUGGCCAUGCUGAAGCCAUUUUGCAGGUUGUCCACUCCAGGCAGGAGGAGAUUAGACACGCUCUAGUGGAGAGAACUAAUGCUGUCUCCAGCACGCAGCUUCAGGACUUCAACUGGCAGAUCAAACUGGCCUUGUCUAGUGAUAAACUCUCUGCUCUACACACUCCUCUGCUGAACCUGAGUCUGGACCUGAAAGAGAAUGCAAUUCAGAGACCUGUCAGCAUAGAAAUGAACAGAGAGGAGCUACAAACACUCAUCAGUGCACUGGAGGCGGCCAAUAAGGUGGUCUUGCAGCUGAAAUGAGAAGGGCAGUUGAAUCUUGACUAUUUAUCCCAUCGCCAUGACAACUCUGUGACCUCAGACUACAGGUGGUGGAGGCUUUAAUGCAAUUGUUACGAAACAUCGCCCACGUGACCCAGGAGCGGAAUUCACGCAUAAAAAAAACAAAACAAAACAAAAAAAAAACACCAACUUGUUAAGCACGUCUUUAAGGGCUAAAGACGUUUCCAUCUCUAACGACCCAUCAUCUCUUCCAUUACGAUAUAACCCCAUUUGCUAGAGCUCCGUGCAGUCCAGGUGGUGAUUUUUCAAUAACGCUGGAUUAAGAGCCUGAACCGAGGCCCCUCACGUCAUCAGCCAGUCAGAACCUUUCAUUGCUUGACUGACAAAGACUUCUUACCCAGAGCUCACACCAUCAUUCAGCGCUCUCUCCUCUAAUCACGUCAUUAAGGCAAAGAAACGAGCCCAUAAUUCUCUCCGGGAGACGUCUCGGAGCUUCCUGUGCCAUCUCGCGUCUUUAAUGAGGGCGAGGUGUCAGUUCAAAAUGGGUGGUGUUGCGAUAUGCUGACAUCACUUCCUCCGUUCACUGAGCGUCCUUAAUGAGAAACGGUCA